Molecule: messenger RNA, 826 nt
Organism: Cladocopium goreaui
Lineage: Eukaryota; Dinophyceae; Suessiales; Symbiodiniaceae
Source: the annotation of a GenBank genome assembly
GGAAAGGGAGCUGCCAUGGGAGCUGCGGCCAGCACUGGUGAGGGGCCGGGCCCAGAGGACGGCUAUGUUCAUCACGUCUACCUCGCUGCCACGGAGAUCAUUCGCGUGGCUGGGAUGCGAGGGUACCACACCUCAGUGAUUGUUGACUCGCACGAGUACUUCUUCGAUUCGAUCGGCAUUUUGGAGGCGCCGCCCCUCUUUUCGCACACCUUGGAGCAGCAGGCAGAGGGUCAGAGCCAAGCGUGCCAAGCGUCGGCUUCGGACGAGGAUGGCGAAGUCAGUGAUGGUCCCGUAAAGAAGCGGAAUACCGUGGUGACGCCCAUGGGAUAUAGCAGCCAGUCAGGGCGACAACUGGUGGCAGCGCUGCAGCAACACUUCGAACGAGGUACCUAUGAUGUCUUCUACAAGAACUGCAACACCUUCACGGAUUGUGCCCUGUACUACUUGACCAAGACCCGGCUGCCGGGCAGUUAUACCCGCAUCGAACGGCUGGUCACGGCGACCAAGACGGUCUCCAUCGGGCUGUUGAACGUGAUCUUCAAGACGUACCUGGAGAACGCCACCGGUGUGGAAGUGGAAGGAGAUAUCUACACACCCAAUCCGUUGUCCUCAGACUUCUCGGUGGAUGGUCUCAUCAGACAGCUGGAAGGAGAGUCCGACUCUGAAUCGUCGUCCUCAACAGAUGGCGAUGAGGAGUCUGACGAGGAACCCUCUUUGGCCACGCGCUUGUCGGCAGCGUUCUCAUCGACGAAGCUCAGAGGAGAGAGCCCUUAGGCGACGGAUAGACAUAUCGAGCAAUCACAUAGUGGGACAAGCAUCACAUAGG